AUGGCGUACCAACGAGAGCCGUGUGAUACCUACUUUGUAGAAUCAGACGACUCCACCUACCAACAACCAUCAAUGCGAGAUAAUCUUAAGAUGAAGAUUCUUCAAAGAAGGGAGCAGAUGGCCAAUGAGUUGUCAAGACUGGCCAGUGAUUUGUACAUUGAAGAUAUCACAAAACACAUGCACCAGAUGGAGAUGGAUACUCUUCCAGACGUCGCUUCCAUUGACAUACAGCAAGAAAUCCAAUGGUUCAUGCGUCCCUAUCUCAUUGACUUCCUCAUCGAAGCCCACGCUGCUUUCCAAUUGCUCCCAGAAACUCUUUUUCUCGCUGUCAACCUCCUCGAUCGAUAUUGCUCAAAAAGAGUGGUGUACAAGAGACAUUACCAAUUGGUUGGAUGUGCUGCUUUACUCAUCGCUGCCAAGUAUGGUGACAAGAAAGAUCGUGUGCCAAUGAUUAGAGAGUUGAAGUCAAUGUGCUGCUCCCUCUACGACGAGGAAAUGUUUACCCAGAUGGAAUGGCACGUCCUGAACACUCUGGAGUGGGUUAUUGGUCACCCAACCAUUGAUACAUGGAUGACGUUGAAGUUGAAAGAUCAGAACGAGGACCUCCAGGUUGAACAUAUGGCAUUGUACCUUUCCGAGAUCUCAUUGUACCACAAGGAAUUUGUCUCACGGAAGCCUUCAGUCAUGGCACAUGCAUCAAUCACUCUUGCUCGUGCUAUUCUUGGCCGCCCUUAUGACGAACAUUCAGAACAACUCGAGCACGAAGUACAAUCGGCAAUGAUUGAUCUUUCCCAGAAGCUUGAUAGACCAUCCCAGGUUCUCUUCCGCAAGCACGUAUCUCCACAUACGUCUCGCGUCUCUUCGAUCGUUGAUGCUUUCCUCCGCCAACAAGAGAUGCUCAGUAGAGCCCGCAAUCCACCAACACCACCAGUCGAAAUUCCAUCAAUUCAGAAGCCGGUCUCUCAUCAAGACUUGUAUCCAGGAACUCCUCAGAAGCCGUACGGCAACACUACCAUCAAUGGAUAUCUGACUCCACCAAUCACACCUGAUGGUGAAUAUUUUGUCAAUGGACAGCAAUAUGCUAAAGGGUUUCCACAGCCACCUCGAUGUCCUGUAACCCCAACACCGCAAAUGAAUCAUCAUGCCUAUCAAGGUCAACAUUAUCAGGCGUACCGACAAGACCUAGAAAUGUAUUGA
Glarea lozoyensis ATCC 20868 is the source of this 1197-nucleotide messenger RNA. Its product is annotated as Cyclin-like protein. Gene Ontology annotation, biological process: mitotic cell cycle phase transition; regulation of cyclin-dependent protein serine/threonine kinase activity. Bases 1 to 1197 code for a protein of 398 amino acids. The transcript has 2 exons. The record is from RefSeq and is a predicted model, not a curated record. Gene Ontology annotation, molecular function: cyclin-dependent protein serine/threonine kinase regulator activity. Gene Ontology annotation, cellular component: cytoplasm; centrosome; cyclin-dependent protein kinase holoenzyme complex. NCBI's taxonomy places the organism in Eukaryota, Fungi, Ascomycota, Leotiomycetes, Helotiales, Helotiaceae.